Messenger RNA from Tachyglossus aculeatus (Australian echidna), 1411 nucleotides. It is a transcript of the gene SERPINI2, whose product is annotated as serpin family I member 2. NCBI's taxonomy places the organism in Eukaryota, Metazoa, Chordata, Mammalia, Monotremata, Tachyglossidae. The transcript has 10 exons. The record is from RefSeq and is a predicted model, not a curated record. Gene Ontology annotation, molecular function: serine-type endopeptidase inhibitor activity. Gene Ontology annotation, biological process: negative regulation of endopeptidase activity. The coding region runs from base 1 to 1401 and encodes 466 amino acids.
AUGCAGAGAAGCAGAGGGAGGCACCUGGAACAAAAGCAAGCAUUAGAGCGGCGGAAGCAGAAGGCAGCAGCACUUGGAAACAGAAAUAAGAAGGAUCAGCAGAAUGGUUUCCUUCGAACACAGAUCAGUAUUGGACCCUUCUGGCUGGCCUUACCUAAUCCAGCCAAUCCAGUUAUUAUUUUCCAGGGGAAUAUUUUAAGAACAACAUUAAGGGGAAUAGCAUGGAGUGAGAACUCAAUACCUUUGGCCAGUAGGACUACGGGAUUUGCAGUGGAUCUUUAUCACGCUCUUCGUUCAUCUCACAAGGAAGAGAACAUCUUCUAUUCCCCACUUGGCGCAAGUAUGAUUCUUGGAAUGGUUGAGUUGGGCGCAAAAGGAAAAUUGAAAUCUCAAAUAAGACAAAUGCUAAAACUUCAGGGGAAUGCUACAGAAGAAGACUUUUUUAUGCUCAAGUCAUUUUUCUCAGUCAUCUCAGAACAAAACAAAGAAUUUACAUUUCAUCUUGCCAAUGCCCUUUACCUUCAAGAAGGAUUCUCUGUGAAGGAACAGUAUCUCCAUAGCAACAAGGAAAUUUUUCAGGGUGCUGUUAAACUGGUGAAUUUUCAAGAUUCUAAGGCUUGUACAAAGGCAAUAAAUACUUGGAUAGAAAGCAAAACAGAUGGAAAAAUGAAAAACAUGUUUUCCACUGAAGAAUUUGGUCCACUAACAAGGCUCCUUCUGGUGAAUGCUAUUUACUUCAAGGGGGAUUGGAAACAGAAAUUCAAGAUAGAGGCUACUCAGUUAAUGGGCUUUACUAAGAGAGAUGGUUCCACAGUCAAGAUACCGAUGAUGAACCUUCUACUGAGGACAAAAUUUGGUCAUUUUUCAGAAUCCAAUGUGAGCUAUCAAGUGUUGGAAUUACCUUAUAAAGGUGAUGAAUUUGGUUUAAUUCUUAUACUUCCUGAGGAAGGCACAGACAUUGAAGAAGUAGAAAAACUGAUUACUCCUGAGCUGGUAAAAGAAUGGCUCACCAAAAUUCAAGAGGAAGAGGUGGAAAUAAGGCUUCCUAGGUUUAAAAUAGAGCAGAAAUUAGACUUCAAAGAAGUUUUUCACUCUCUGAAGGUAACAGAGAUGUUUAGUGGUGGCUGUGACCUUUCUGGAAUAACAGAGUCCGGUGAUCUGCAUGUAUCUAAAGUUGCACAAAAAAUUUUCUUUGAGGUAAAUGAAGACGGCAGUGAAGUUGCAGCAUCCAGUGGUAUGCAGGUUCCUGUCAUCAUGAGUCUUGCUCGAAACCAGUUUGUGGCCAAUCAUCCAUUUAUGUUUAUCAUGAAAAAUAAUCCAACAGAAUCAAUUUUGUUUAUGGGAAGGAUGGCAGAUCCUGAAGUUCAAAAGAUAAAGGGAAGAGAUACAGAUUCACUGUAAAUGAAGCCAC